Racocetra persica is the source of this 348-nucleotide messenger RNA. The record is from the annotation of a GenBank genome assembly. NCBI's taxonomy places the organism in Eukaryota, Fungi, Glomeromycota, Glomeromycetes, Diversisporales, Gigasporaceae.
UUGCAAACUAUCACUCUUGACAAUGCAACGUCGAAUGAUGUUGCGGUUAGUGAGUUGAUUCGUCAUAUUCUACAGGAUUCGAUUGAUAUUGAAGAUGAAGUUUUUCAUAACCGUUGUCUUGCGCAUAUUCUUAAUCUCAUUGUAAAGGAUGGACUAAAAAAAAUUUCUGAAGGGAUUAAAAUGAUUCGUGGUUGUGUCAAAGCUAUACAUACAUCGCCAAAGUGGCGUCAAAUAUUUGUUGAUGCUUGUGAAUAUGAAUCGGUUAGAGUUAAAAUUCUACCUUUGGAUUGUGAGACCAGGUGGAAUUCCACAUUCUUGAUGUUACAAUCAGCAAUAGAGUUAAAAGCU